Tachysurus fulvidraco (yellow catfish) is the source of this 1939-nucleotide messenger RNA. RefSeq lists its product as uncharacterized. The record is from RefSeq and is a predicted model, not a curated record. The coding region runs from base 439 to 1617 and encodes 392 amino acids. The transcript has 4 exons. NCBI's taxonomy places the organism in Eukaryota, Metazoa, Chordata, Actinopteri, Siluriformes, Bagridae.
ACACACAGACUCACAUCACUACUUUGUAGAGAGGUUUAAUGAAUCCUUCAAGACGAUCCGUAGCAGCGUAGCAUCUGACGGACAGAGACGCUCUCUCAGAAACGUCCAGAAUUUCAGUUUCCUCGGGGCCUAUUUGCUGCCUUUGUUGACUGUUUGGAAGUCACUUCUUGCACGCUGCUCGUUGACUGGCCCUCCUGCUGGCUGAUCUGCUUUGCAGUAUCCUGGGCCUGCCGUGUCAUCUGCACCGCUGUUUCCAGGGGCCUAUUUGCUGCCUUUGUUGACUGUUUGGAGGUCACUUCUUGCACGCUGCUCGUUGACUGGCCCUCCUGCUGGCUGAUCUGCUUUGCAGUAUCCUGGGCCUGCCGUGUCAUCUGCACCGCUGUUUCCAGUAAUUUGAAGACCCUCAAGCUCCAAACAGAGCCCUGAACCACAGCACCAAUGAACAAAAAGAAGUCUGCCAACAGCAUGGACGUAAUGGAUAUCGAUCAACAAAGUCAUCAGGAACAAUUAAUUAAUUAUUGUCCAAAAAAGCCUGCUCAAUUUGUAUAUAAAGACUUUAGGAAAGAAUUCACUGAUGACUUUGAGGCUUUAUGUUGGAGUAUUUUUUCUCCUAAUAAAUACGAUAAAGUAUCCAUAGUAAAAUAUAAAGAUAUUUAUAAGUUUCCAGAUAAGUACAAGCUAAUCAUUAUAUAUGAUUUACAAUUAGAAUGGGGGCAUGACAUCAAUGCCUACAUCUGGAACGGAUUUAAUUUACUUUCCCAAGAGGAUGAUAUUAAUAUUAAUAUUAAAUUCUUAGACAACUGCUAUAUACUUCAGAGUAGUGAUGACAUCCUGAAUUUGAUCACACACUACGCAAAUUUUGGUGAAAAGGAUCCCAAAUACAUCAUGAUAAACCGCUGGAUUUAUAAACUGUAUCCAAAUAAACUUUAUGUAUUUCUUGUAGGAAAACAGUUAGACAUUAUAACAGAAAAUGCAGAUGAAAUAAGAUCAGUUAUUGAAAAUCUGUACAAGAUGCUCACAUACAAAAACAUGCGUGAAAAAAUCAGGAGCAGUAAAGGGAAUAAUAAGGAUUUGAAUGAUGUGUAUGAUGAGUACGCUCACUACACCAGAGAUACUUUACAAGGCAUCUAUACACACAGAUGUUUAGAUCCCAAUAAAGAAGCUUGUUUUACUACAUACUUUAUAGCAACAAUGAUUUCAGAGUCUAUACGAAACUUUAGGUCCUUUAUCACCACACUAAUGAUUUUAGAUUUGAAUCUCAGCCAAAAACCUGAAUUUCUUGAAUUUCUUUUAGAGAAGAUUCCAAUGGCGAGAGGGGGAAGCUGGAUAAACUCAGAUAAACGAGGAUUUUAUGGGGCAAGUACUCCAGUCUAUGGGGAAAAAAAAAAACUUCAAAAUCUUUCAAUCCUAAUAGAGAAUGAAGAUAAAAUCUUUAAAACAUGGCUUUUACACAAAGACAAAACAGAAAUUGAUACCGAAAUGAUUAUCUGUCUCCUCGAGUUGGUGUACGGUAAACUCAGACUCCGUACUGAUCCUUCACUUCUAGAAACCUGCAUCACAAAUUAUGUACAUUUUAAAGAGGAAAUAAAAUCUAAAAUUUCCCCUGAAAUACUGUGACUAUGAUUACGGAUAUUUUUAGAAUAGGCUUUUUAUUAAACACGUACCAACAUAUUGUGACAAGGUAUGUAGGGGGAUUGACGCCAUUUAUUUUGAAUAUCUUUAUUAUAUUGUUUUUUUUAGGGAGUUAGGUAAGAAAUUAUUGUAUUUUAUUUUCUUUCAUUUUGUUUUAAGUAAGAAAGAGGUAUUUUGAGGAAGAUUGUUUUGUUUAUUAUUUUGGCCUUGUCCUCCCCUGAAGCCUAAAUCCUUGUCUACUAGUGAAUAAAAGAUUGUGACAUAUAAUCUCUUAUUUGCCCAUUCUGUUGCGACCCUAGAGGGGUUU